Messenger RNA from Aspergillus aculeatus ATCC 16872, 694 nucleotides. RefSeq names its product transcription initiation factor IIA subunit gamma. Gene Ontology annotation, biological process: transcription initiation at RNA polymerase II promoter; RNA polymerase II preinitiation complex assembly. The coding region runs from base 68 to 403 and encodes 111 amino acids. The transcript has 3 exons. Gene Ontology annotation, molecular function: RNA polymerase II general transcription initiation factor activity; TBP-class protein binding. Lineage: Eukaryota; Fungi; Ascomycota; Eurotiomycetes; Eurotiales; Aspergillaceae. Gene Ontology annotation, cellular component: transcription factor TFIIA complex. The record is from RefSeq and is a predicted model, not a curated record.
CGAAAAACCCCGACAACUCUGCUUAAAUUCGCCCCGACCUCUGCAGCCAGCCAAAGAAGUGAAAAAGAUGAGCGCCCAGGCAUACUACGAGCUCUACCGCGGGAGCAGCAUCGGCCUCUCCCUCACGGACACCCUGGACGACCUGAUCAACGAGGGCCGGAUCGAGCCCCAACUCGCCAUGAAGAUCCUCUCCACCUUCGACCGCAUCGUGACCGAGGUGCUGGCGGAUAAGGUGCGCGCGAGGCUGACUUUCAAGGGCCACCUCGACACCUACCGAUUCUGCGAUGAAGUCUGGACCUUCCUGAUCAAGGACGUGACGUUCAAGCUGGACAACCAGACCACCGUGUCGGCGGACAAGGUGAAGAUUGUGAGCUGUAACAGCAAGCGGCCUGGAGAGGUUUAGAUGCUGCUGUUGUGGCAAGGGUUAUUUGGUUUCAGGUUCCUUUAUGCGCUCGGCUGGUUUGUCUCUUUAUUCUGAGAAAUGGCGUUAUGCAUUACAGCAGAGAUUCUUUGUGUAUACGGGUGCGGGACAAUACGAAUUUCUUGUCUCGCUGGGUUUGGGAUUGGGCGUUUGAUAUGGGGUUUGUGGGCUUUUGUUUAUGAUGUUGGGGAUGAGAUCCGGGGGAGAAAGUGAUGUUCUUUGCUCUCGCGAGAGAAAGUGUGUAUUUAGAAGAUUGACCAGAAUAUGAUACCC